GGCUCGGAGCACCGGCUGUGGUGGGCUGUUUGUCUGCGCAAAGCUGGCAUGGCCUCCCAUUCCCCCGCAUCUGUUCCCCAUUAGCUGAACCGAGAGUAUAAAGAAGGGCGCUGACAUAGCUGGGACCACUGCAGCAGCUGCCUGGAUCAUGGGGCUUCCUAUCUGGAUGUGCGUGCUCUGCCUGCAGGCCGGCCUGCUCUCACACGCCCUCAGCAGCUCAGGGACGACCCGGAAUGAGGACCGUGUCAAAGGGCAGACCGUGGGGGAUCAGCGUGGCGCGCUGAGGCAGCCGAGGGCUGCGGCUGGUGUUCCCAGAAGGACGGAGGACACGGGAGUUGAGAGUGUUCCCCCGAUGUCGCACCCCAUGAGACGUAAAAGAGAGCUGGACCCAAGCGGCCACCCCCACCUCAGCUCCUCCAGCUUGCCCGGGGCCGUGUCUGUCAAAGGCUUCCCCAACACCCUCAUCCAGGCGGAGAGGUCCAGGAGACACCUGCCUCAGCCUGGGAAUAAGAAGAAGAACAAGAGGAAGUCCCGCGUUGGCUCUUUCUCCCUCCUCAGCAGCAACAAACUCUCCGGCCCCCUACAGGUCACCAGAGCCCGGAGGCAGGUGAAGGGCAAGCUGAGUAAAAAGGGACACUCACACCGCUCCGGGGCAUACUCAGUUCUGGGGGAUCCCCAGAGUGAAGAAGAGAGCGACAGAGUGAAGAGGAGCGUGCAGAAGAGGAGGACUGCCAAGAGAAACCACUGCUAACAUAACACACACUUUCCUCCUUCUUUUGCAAAGACUGGACCUGGAUGUCCUCCGCAGGGUGUUGGCCAGAUUUGACUACGUUUAGGAUGUACCAAACCCAGCUCAGAUUGUUGUCUUCCUUUUUUCCCAAGGCUCCCUUUUGAAAAUGGCAGCGGCCAUUUGAGGAGCUCCUGCUGCGUGCGUCUCCUCACCGUUUCAACUGUAUGUUAGCUAACUUUUAUACGUCUGGAAAUGUAUUGACACUAUUUAGUUUAUAUAUUAUUUCAAGUUUUUAAUAUAUACCUGCAUGACAUGAAGAUCCCAUUUCUUUGGGUCCGCCAUCUUGUAUUUUGAGCAGAGAACCCGUUUCCUCUUCCGUGAACUCAGGAUUUGAGAUGGGGGGUGUAUAUUUUUGCAGAAAUGUAACUUUGACACAAGUGCUUAUUCGUAUCGGAUUUAAAUAAAGACUUAGAUGAGA
Molecule: messenger RNA, 1208 nt
Organism: Lampris incognitus (smalleye Pacific opah)
Lineage: Eukaryota; Metazoa; Chordata; Actinopteri; Lampriformes; Lampridae
Exons: 7
Coding region: 149-751 (200 amino acids)
Source: RefSeq, a predicted model, not a curated record